This is a messenger RNA of Periophthalmus magnuspinnatus, 2584 nucleotides long. RefSeq names its product glutamate receptor 1-like. The coding region runs from base 1 to 2550 and encodes 849 amino acids. The transcript is spliced from 17 exons. Lineage: Eukaryota; Metazoa; Chordata; Actinopteri; Gobiiformes; Gobiidae. Gene Ontology annotation, cellular component: postsynaptic membrane; dendritic spine; AMPA glutamate receptor complex. The record is from RefSeq and is a predicted model, not a curated record. Gene Ontology annotation, biological process: modulation of chemical synaptic transmission; synaptic transmission, glutamatergic. Gene Ontology annotation, molecular function: transmitter-gated monoatomic ion channel activity involved in regulation of postsynaptic membrane potential; AMPA glutamate receptor activity.
AUGCGCCCCGCGCCGCACCUGCUCCUGACCGCGAUCAUGAUCUGUGCGCCCGGGCUCAGCAGAGACACUUUCCCCGGGAACAUCCACAUCGGCGGGUUGUUUCCCUCUGGUUCUCAUGAGUAUGAAGUUUUCCGGUUCGUUCUUUCUCAGCAGCAGGAUGUUCCUAAACUCCUGCCUCAGGUCGAUCUGGUCGACACGAGCAACAGCUUCAGUAUGACCUACGCCUUCUGUUCUCAGUUCUCCAAAGGCGUGUACGCGAUCCUUGGCGUGUACGACCGCCGCACGGUGAACAUGCUCAUGUCGUUCUGCGGCUCUCUUCACGUUUGCUUCAUCACUCCAUCUUUCCCCGUCCAAUCCAACAACCAGUUCCUCCUGCAGCUCCGCCCCCCUCUGCAGGAGCCGCUCAUGGCGCUCGUGCGGCACUUCGACUGGAACCGCUUUGUCUACAUGUACAGCCCCGACACCGGCGUGGCGGUUCUCCAGAGGAUCCUGGACACGGCGGCCGAGCUCAGUUGGCAGGUGACCUCAGUGAACGUGGAGACGCUCACGGAGACGGCGUUUCUCAAACUUCUGGCUCAUCUCGACUUUAAGAAGGAGUUUCAGAUCAUCAUCGACUGUGAGCUGGACAAGAUGAACUACCUCCUCAACCUGAUGGCGCAGCAGAAGAGGAACCUGAAGAACUACCACUACAUCCUGGUCAAUCAGGGUUUCAUGGAUCUAAACAUCACAGAAUUUCAAAAACUGGCUCCAAACGUGACGGGAUUCCAACUGGUGAACCACAGCGACCCCAACGUGGAGCGAGUCAACCAGGAGUGGGAGGUGUUCGACUCCAAAGACGCCCGAGGGAGGAGAGGGAGGAUCAAGUACACUGGCGCUCUGACGUACGACGCCGUAGGUGUCAUGGCCGCCGCGUUCCAGUAUCUUCGCAAACAGCGGAUCGACAUCUCUCGCCGCGGGAACGCCGGAGAGUGCCUCGCCAACCCGCCGUCGCCGUGGGGACAGGGCAUCGACAUCCAGAGGGCGCUACAGCAGGUGCAGAUGGAGGGUCUGUCGGGGCACAUCCAGUUCGACGAGCGUGGGCACAGAACAAACUACAGCCUGAGUGUGAUGGAGCUGAGCCACGUGGGGCCCAGGAAGAUCGGCUACUGGGACGCUCAGAAGGGCUACGUGAACACGGCUAACUACCGGUCCGUGGUGGACGACUACUUCUACGGCCUGCCCAACCGCACCUACGUCGUGACCACGAUUCUGGAGGCUCCGUACAUGAUGUUGAAGAAGAACCAUGAGCAGUUUGUGGGGAACGACCGGUACGAGGGAUACUGCGCCGAGCUGGCGGCGGAAAUCGCCAAACACGUGGGAUUCUCAUAUCGUCUGGAGCUGGUCGGAGACGGGAAGUACGGAGCCCGGGACGCCGAGUCCAAGAUGUGGAACGGCAUGGUGGGAGAGCUGGUGUACGGGCAGGCGGACGUGGCGGUGGCUCCUCUGACCAUCACGCUGGUUCGGGAGCAGGUCAUCGACUUCUCCAAACCCUUCAUGUCUCUGGGAAUCUCCAUCAUGAUCAAAAAACCCACCAAGUCCAAACCCGGCGUGUUCUCCUUCCUCGACCCGCUCGCCUACGAGAUCUGGAUGUGCAUCGUGUUCGCCUACAUCGGAGUCAGCGUCGUGCUCUUCCUGGUGAGCCGCUUCAGCCCGUACGAGUGGAAGGGGGAGGAGUCUGAGGAGGAGGAGGAGGGGCCGGACUGCGGGGCCAGGAGAACUCCGCCCAAAGAAAACCAAAACAGCUCCUCUGACCCAGACCAGAGUCCAGGUAGGGCAUCUGACACACAGGGAGGGCAUCUGACACACAGGGAGGAGAAGGAGGAGCCAGAGUACACCAACGACUUUGGGAUCUUUAACUCUCUGUGGUUUUCUCUGGGAGCGUUUAUGCAGCAAGGAUGUGACAUCUCACCAAGGUCUCUGUCCGGGCGCAUUGUGGGCGGAGUCUGGUGGUUCUUCACGCUCAUCAUCAUCUCCUCGUACACGGCGAACCUGGCGGCCUUCCUGACCGUGGAGCGCAUGGUGUCUCCCAUCGAGAGCGCCGAGGAUCUCGCCAAACAGACGGAGAUCGCCUACGGAACGCUGGACGGAGGUUCCACCAAAGAGUUCUUCAGGAGGUCAAAGAUCGCGGUCUUUGAGAAGAUGUGGUCGUACAUGCGGAGCGCCGAGCCGACCGUGUUUGUGAAAAACACAAACGAAGGAGUGAUCCGAGUCCGGAAGUCCAAAGGAAAGUACGCCUACCUCCUGGAGUCCGCCAUGAACGAGUACAUCGAGCAGAGGAAGCCCUGCGACACCAUGAAAGUGGGCGGGAACCUGGACUCCAAAGGCUACGGGGUGGCCACGCCCAAGGGCUCCCCCCUCAGAAACCCAGUAAACUUGGCAGUGUUAAAACUGAACGAGCAGGGGCUGUUGGACAAACUUAAAAACAGAUGGUGGUAUGACAAAGGCGAGUGCGGCGUCGGGGGAGGGGACGCCAAGGUCAGCACCGCGACUGACCACUGCGAAUCCCGGUAAACCUGGCCGUGCUAAAGCUGAACGAGCAGGCGGU